This is a messenger RNA of Ylistrum balloti, 1324 nucleotides long. RefSeq lists its product as uncharacterized. NCBI's taxonomy places the organism in Eukaryota, Metazoa, Mollusca, Bivalvia, Pectinida, Pectinidae. The transcript has 3 exons. The coding region runs from base 53 to 700 and encodes 215 amino acids. The record is from RefSeq and is a predicted model, not a curated record.
GUGACAGUGCUUUUUUCUGGACAGUUUGAAUCAAACUUCGGACAUAACAGUCAUGGAAGGAUCCGUGGCCAUGUCCAGUUCGGACAAAUAUACAGCUUCUAUAGAAUUCUCCAAUGCGUGUAGGGAGUUUUAUAUCAAGCGAGUGAAAGCAACAGAAGUUCUGAAAGAUCAAAUCAGAACAAAAUCAGAUCGUGCCAUGAAACAACGGAGACCACAGUCACAGCAACCGUCGUCGCCCAUAGAGUCUGCGAUGGACAAACUCAGGCGAGAAAUGGCUUCUCUUAUGGACCAGGAUUUGUCCUUGAUGAAACAGCUGCUGACCUUGAACGAGACAAUAGAGGAUAUCAAGUCGAGGCGACUAUAUGGCGUUAGUAAGGAAUCUCUUUGUCAAAGUAAUGAGGAUUUGGAAGGAAGUCGUGAUUCCUUUUCUGAUAUGGACUUAUAUGAUUCAGAUGAAGAGCUACAUAAACCAUCCAACAUGAAAUACACAUGCUUGACUGUCAGUGACAAUGGCAAACGCAACACCAAUCUCACCAGCAGAGUGCGCGGGAUGGAAUGUUUACGAGUGAAGGACGGUUGUUCCAGUGAAUCUCAAGCGGAUGUGAAAAAGCCUCAGAUUAUUCACGGUGCACAGAGUUCUAUAGACUCCGGCUAUGACGAGUCGGACUGUUACCAGACAGAUAUAGAAGUCACGAUAUAGGUCAAGGUCAUAAUGCUAGACAAACCUCGGGUACUUCCGUUUCUGGCCUUGACCGACAUACACGAUAUCGGACACGACGCAAUAUUGGGACGGUACCGCAACGACGAAAGUGCUAUCAAUAGACAAACAUUGUGAUUCAUAAUGUAUCGCUGAAAUCCAAAGUACACAAAGAUUAAAGACGAAGAACAUGAUAGUCUUGAAAAACUAAAUGUUACACAUUUAGCAGAACAACAACUUGAAUCAAUUUAACACAAAUAUCGCCUGACCGGACGUACGUCACCCAGACGACGGUGUUCUUCUCAAAGAGUAAUGAGUUAUGAAGUUAACAUCUUUCUGAUUGGUCAUCUAGCUGUGACGAUCGUCCAAUGGAAAUGGCGCUUUUACAAUGGCAUACCAAUCAACCAAUGAUAACGAUACGUUUAGAUCUCCAUUCCAAGCAACUGAUCAAAAAUGACUCUUCCAGAAGCAUGGUUACGAUUUCUUCGGACCACUUAUUGUGACAGUAACAUUGUCUGUGGACUUCACAACAUUUUGUAAAAGACAAUUUACAUAAACUACGGUGCUAUACAUUUAAUAUGUAAUCAAUGACAAUGGCUUUCAUGGAAAGAUUCUUAGCAAUAUUAU